Messenger RNA from Caenorhabditis angaria, 22992 nucleotides. The record is from the annotation of a GenBank genome assembly. Lineage: Eukaryota; Metazoa; Nematoda; Chromadorea; Rhabditida; Rhabditidae.
AUGUCGACCAAGAAAAAAUACGGAGCAUACGGUCGUGCAAUAACAUCACCCGCGUUGCUUUCCUCAUCAGUCGGUUGGUCUCGACCCGAUCCAACCUCUCAAAUCGAUCGUCUGAUUUCCGACGCAGGAGGAGGAGGUCAAACAUCGCAUGAAUAUGCAGUGCCUUCGAUGAUUGUCACAUCUCGACCACCUUCAGAUCCGAAGCAGAAGAGUCGAGCUGAGCGGUUGAGGCAUCGGAUAAGUGAGCGGAGGACUAAUGCGUACAGUGAGUUGGGAAAGGGGCGUGGCCUAAUUUUUGAACUUUCAUGGCCUAGAAAACCAAGUAUUUCCUCUUUCAAUACAAAAGCUCAAAGGAGCCGCAAAAUGUACUGUAGUUUGGUUUUCUCUUCCACGGAUUUUUGGAUUGACACCACACAAAAAAAAAUUUACUACCCAAAAUCGCUAGGCUUCAAAAUUUUCAAGAAAUUUUCUGGUAGAUCAAAAAUAAUUUUUCUCUAAAUCUCGCAUUUUUUUGCGUUGUGUGUCAGGUCUCAAAAAAAGCGCAAAAAUUUUUCAGGUAUUUUUUUUUUAGUAAAAAUCAAAAAUUUCCAGUGAUUCCUCCCCAACGCGAUGCUGCAAUUGAUGCAUUAAUGAAUAAAUAUCUCAACAAAAGCAAGGAGAAUGUGAGUAAUGUUGCGAUUUCAACUCCGCCACUUCGAGAAUCAGCACGAGCAUCUGAAUUAUUAUCGAGGCGCAAAAGUGGAAGUAGAGAUGAAUCACCGACAAUCGAUUCGUUGAUGAAAAGAUAUGGAAAUAAUAGUGGAUCGAGUCAUCGAAUUAAAGAUGCGACGACGAUUUCGAGAAGAGAAUCACUGGAGAAGGAGAAUGAGAUUGAGGGAGCAAGGUUGGUGAUUUUUUGAGCCUGAAAACUUCACGACCUCCAAUGGAAAAUCUCUGCGUCUCUAGCCUUUAUUUUGGAUGUCUGGACUCUCUAGAAUUCUUAUCAUCUCUAACUGUCUAGCUUCUCUGCACGACCAUUUAUACUCCAAUAGAAAAUUGCUCCUCGGGUCAGACGAGAGACGACGGGAGUCUGAUGACGUCAUCAAAGACAGAUCGCUUCGAGAUAUUUUUGAAAAAAUACCGUAUUUUGUUUCAAGGAACACAGGUUUUAUUGAAAAUAUCUCGAAGCGAAAUUCAUUUUCAUGUCAGGAUAUUUUUGCAAAAUACUCUCGUCGUCUCGCGUCUGACUCAACGGGCGCCUUGUAUGGUCGUGACUUGGUGGAUCUAGAAGUUUUAAUUCAAAAUUUUUCGGAAUCUUUUUUUUUUGGUUUUUGGAUUGGAACUUGUUUUAGAAAGCCUGGAAAUCCCGUAUUUUUGAAAUUUCUGAUCUUUUGACUCAGGCUUUUUCAGAUAAGCCUAAGCCUAAUAAAUUGGCUAAGCCUAAGCUUAAAUUUCUGAUCUUUUUCUGAAUUUUUGAGGCUUAGGCUUAACCAAUUCAUUAGGGUUAGGCUUAUCUGAAAACUUAAGCUUGGGCUUAUUAGACUUAGGCUUAACCAAUUCAUUUUAGGCUUAGGCUUAGGCUUAUUAGGCUUAUUAGGUUUAGGCUUGACCAAUUCAUUAGGCUUAGGCUUAGGCUUAUCAGGCUUAGACAUAUCUGAAAUUCUGGACUCAGGCUUAGGCUUAUCCAAAAGUUUAAUCUUAGCAAAUCAAAGCCCAAAUUGAGCCUAAAAAAUCAAAAAAUGAAUUCCCAAAAAUUAAAAAUUUUUUUUUCAAUUUGGUCUGACCAAUUUAGGGCUUUGAUUUGCUAAGCCUAAACUAUUGGAGAAGCCUAAUACAUUGGUUAAGCCUAAGCCUGAGUCCCAUUCAAUGUUAUUUUUUUUCCAGAAGUUUGGAUAAAUCAUGCAAAGAAGCGAGAUUAAGUGGAAGUGAAGUUCGAAUCAAAUGGGAGGUAUGAUUUUUUUUCCACUUUUUUCUCUACGACCUUCUAAUAAAAAAUAAAAAUUCAAUUUCAGGUCUCCUCAAGUGAAAUCAAACCAACAAAUUCUGUAAAACGAUUUAGUGUAACUAUAGAUCCAAGUGAGUUUUUUUGGGAGCCAAAAAACCUCUAGACCUGCCUGCCUGACCACCGUGUAAACAUAAUUCCACAUAUUUAUUCUUUGUAUUAUCAUCGCGUUUUUCCGUUUUCCUGUGCUGCAAAAUAUUACAUUUUUUUGCCAAAAAAAAUUCUGUAAAAGCUUUUCGUUACGAGAUAAUUAGUUUUUUUUGCAAAAACUUCCGAAGGUCCCAUUUUCUUUGCGAAUAAAAAGGCGAACAGUUGUUCGGCUCACAUCUUUUCUGAUAUUAUUUCGAAACUUGUCGUUUUCCGUUUCUCUCUAUCUAAGCUCCACGAGAUUUUUUGUGAAGAAAGAAAGAAAGGGUCAUCUGCUAUCCGACUACUCAUUUCUAUUCCUAUUCUUUUACUUUUUCUUUUUUUUUUCGAUGCUUCUGACAUAUGGAUUUUUAUUGAUUUUUUUUUUUUGAUUUGACGGAAAUUUAAAUUGAGAUCUUGAUUGGAGAAAAAUGUUUUUGAGUGAAGAUUCAGGCACAGAUUCUGAUGUAGAUCAGAAUUUUGAAGCUUUGAGUUAGAAUCUAUAGAAUUCUGAAACUGAAACUGAAUCUUGAUGUUCUGGCCUUAUGUACAGAUUAAUUAUUAGAUUCAGCCAAAAGAUCUGAAGCUUUUUUGAACCCAGAGGCUCAGAUUCGGAAGUUAGACUUGCUGUAGAACUGUUUUGAAAAAAUUUUCAGAUUCUGUUAUCGCUAUUUUUUCUACCGAUCCGGAAAAUCUGAAUUUCCAGAAAUUUCAGUCUAGAAUCUUGAGUUGAAGAAUUUUCAGCCCUGAUUUAGCUUCAUCACAAUUCCAGAAUUUAUUUCAACACCCAUGACUCAUCCAAUAAUCAUCCCCAAAAUAUAAUUUCUGCUUGUCCCCUCUCGCGAGAUUCUGUCUGUCUGACACCUCUCAACAUUUCUGUUAUAUGUGUGUGUAAAAAUUGAACGAACAGGAGGCGCAAAAAUUGAGAGAAAAUUGAGAGAAAAAGAUGGACGAGAGUGGGUGGAUGAACGAAAAAUAUCCCCGGGAAACACGAAAAAAAAUGAAGAGAGCAUAUAGAUUUUAUUGAUGUGAUUAGCUGAAAAAUUUUCAGAUUCUUGAAAUUUUCGGUUUUUUUUCUGAAACUUUAGUUCAGUGGCAAAGCUUCAGAAUUUUUUGUAGAUCACAGUUUUUUUUUAAUUUCAAAAAACAUCUUUGACACGUCAUAACUCAUGUUAGACUAAAAAAUAUUUUUUUUUAAUUUCAAAAAAAAAUCUGGUAAGGUAACGCUUCAAGUUUUUAAGAAAUUAUAGCUUUAUGGAUAGUCUGAUCGAUUUCAAUUAAAGUUCAAAACAUCUUUGCCACGUCAUAACUCAUAUUAGCGUAACUUCUGAUUCUGAUCCACAAUCUCAGUUUUCAAUUUUCAGCCGGUUCCGAACGUUUUGUUAAUUUUUUCCACCCACCCAGCCCUGCGUAAAUUAUUUGAAAUAUAUUUGUUUUCUGCGCGCAUUGGAUUCUUUUUUUUUUUUUUUUUGAGAGUAGAUAGGUAGGUAGAGCUGGUUUUAUGAUCGAGAUAAACUGUAUUUGAGAGCACAAAAAAAUUUUGCAAAUUUUUUCUCAUUCAUUAUUUUCUCGCAAAUGUUUUUAUUACGAUUCGCCUUUUUUUGCAAUGAAAAAAAUAGGAAAACAUUAUUAUUUUUUGUUGGAAAAAUAAAAUUCAAUUGAUUUCAGGUCGUAUGCCGGUUGGCAAUUCGGGUUCGCGUUCGGGCCGUUUGGCUCGAAUCAGUCAGAGUAAUAUUCGACCGUUUGGAUCGAGUGGCGGCGUGUCGGCGAGCAAUAUUUAUGGACCAGGUUAGUGGGGGAGUCGGGCUAUGGCCUAGACCGCUAGCUUCCGCGUAGCGGCACUAUCUACCGCUUUAGCGGCCACGCCUAGACCUAGAUAGACUUACUUUAGAUAGGCCUAGAUAGACUUAGAUAGGUCUAGAUAGAGCCUAGGCCUAAACCUAGAUAUGGCCUAGACCUAGACUCGCGUGACCGUUUUCGAAUAGGGCUCGGGGAAUUGGGCUAGGCCCCCGAGCGCCUCUGUCGCGAGUGUAGACCGCUAGCUUCCGCGAAGCGGCACUAUCUACCGCUUCAGCGGCCAUGCCUAGAUCUAGAUAGAGCCUAGGCCUAAAUCUAGAUAAAGCCUAGGCCUAGGUUAGCGUGGCCGCCUUGGAGGGCUCGGGAAAUUGGGCUAGGCCCCGAGCGCCUUUGGCGCGAGUCUAGACCGCUAGCUUCCGCGAAGCGGCACUAUCUACCGCUUCAGCGGCCAUGCCUAGACCUAGAUCUAGAUAGAGCCUAGGCCUAGGUUCGCCUGGCCGUUUUUGAAUAGGGCUCGGGGAAUUGGGCUAGGCCCCGAGCGCCUCUAGCGCGAGUGUAGACCGCGAGCUUCCGCGAAGCGGCACUAUCUACCGCUUCAGCGGCCAUGCCUAGGCCUAGAUCUAGAUAGAGCCUAGACCUAGGUUAGCGUCGCCGCCUUGAAGGGCUCGGGGAUCUGGGCUAGGCCCCGAGCGCCUCUAGCGCGAGUGUAGACCGCUAGCUUCCGCGUAGCGGCACUAUCUUCCGCUUUAGCGGCCAUGCCUUGACCUAGAUGGAGCCUAGGCCUAGAUAAGCCUAGACCUAGACUAGCGUGGCCUCUAAAGCGGAAGCUAGCUGUCUAAAUUUGACCUUAAAGAUUCCAAUUUUUCAUUCGCUGCCCCAACAAAAUCAGAGUUUAAUUCAUGUCAAAUGUUAAAUAAUUCAGGCGACCGCUAUUUUUUCCCGAAAUUUUUUCGCUUUGUUCUAUUUCUAUUUUUUUUCUACUCGAAAACAAACCAAACUCGAAAAAUAUUUGAAUAUUUUAUUCUUUUUACCACAGACUUUUGAGAAAAUAACAUAACAAUUUUUAAUCUGAACCCACCCAAGUCAAAAAAGAGCUGUCGUUUUUUCUUGAGCCCUCCAAUUUUUUUGGUUGGUGACAAUAAAGGUCAUUUGGGAAUUGUGUGUGGUGUUUUGGCUCAUUUUUUUCGAGGAAGUUUUUUGCUGGCUGGUUGGCACUUUCGCUAAAUCUAUCAAAAAAAAUAUAUAGAUAGAUAGAACAUCUGGGGUUUCGUAUUUCUUAUUUUUUUUGUCUUUGUUAUAUAGCUGUUCUUGUCUUUCUUGACAAAAAGAAUAUAUUUCUUUCGAUUUCUAUUGUGUUUUUUUCCGGGUUUUCUCCUACUCAUGUGAGCUGAAAAUGCCAAUUUCAUCGUUGCUCUGCAACACUGGCUAUUUUGUAAAAUGUAUGAGGCAUGCAAUACGAAGAAAUCAUCAAAAUAAUAAUAAUUAUAUUAAUGAUAGGAAUAAUAAUAAUAAUGGUAUCAUCAUCAUCAUCAUAUUCACCCCCACUUCUAACUAAAAUAAAAAUUUUUUUUUUCAAGGAACACAUCCGAUGACUGGCGCCGAGCCAACAAGUCCAACUAAAAAAGAGCCGAAACAUCGAUUUGAGAUCACGAAGAAGUUGGGAUCGGGAACGUAUGGAAAAGUUUCGUUGGCAUAUGAUCAUAAAUUUGAUCGAGAGGUUAGUUGAAGAAAAAACAUUGGAGUACACAAAACACGCAAGCAUCAAAUCACUGACGCGUUUGUGGUUAUGUUUGCGCGUUUUAUUUUAUUUUUUGAAAAUAUUUUUUUGAAAGUUUAAAAAAACGAAUUUUAUUUUUUUGAAAAAUUUUGAAAAUUAAAAAAAAACGAAUUUUAUUUUUUUUUCGAAAUUUGCAAAUUUUAUUUUUUUUUUGAAAAUUAAAAAAAAACGAAUUUUAUUUUUCUUGAAAAUUUCAAAAAAAAAAAUUUUUUUAUUUCAAAAAUUUUGAAAAUUAAAAAAAAACGAAUUUUAUUUUUUUUUCGAAAUUUGCGAAUUUUAUUUUUUUUUGAAAAUAAAAAAAUUUUGAAAAUUAAAAAUAAAAAUUAAACAUUUUAUUGUUUUUUUUUGGGAAUUUCGCAUUUUAUUAUUAUUUUUUGAAAAUUAAAAAAAAAACGAAUUUUAUUUUUUUUUGAAAAUUAAAAAAAAAUAAAAUGCGCAAACAUAUCCGCAAACGCGUCAGUGAUUUGAGGCUUGCGUGUUUUGUGUGCAUUGGAAAAUCAGUGAAAAUGAGGAGACUUGUUAGAGAAUCAUAGAUCAAAAGCAUAUUAGGCUAGAAAAUCACUGUCUUAUCAAUUUAGCUCAAGUUCCCCUGACCCUUUCUUGCAUUUUAUCGAUUUUUUCAGCACAAAACUCGGAUUUCUUAAAAAAUUUUGUUUUUUUUUCCAAACCGAACCGCAUUUGAAAUGCGAAUAUUUUUCGCGUUGUCCCCAGAGAUUUUGAGACAAUAAAAUAGAAUCAACACCAAUCGCAUGACUUUAUUUGAACCAAUAGUGUCUCCGGGGAAAUCCUCGAGUAAAAAGAGUUGUGAAAAAAAAAUCUGAAUAAAUUUGUAGGUGGCAGUGAAGUUGAUCAAAAAAUCAGCGAUCGAAAACAAGGCGGAUCUGGUUCGAAUUCGUCGUGAGAUUCGAAUCAUGUCUGCAUUAAACCAUCCGAACAUCAUUCAAAUCUACGAAGUUUUUGAGAAUAAAGACAAAAUUAUUCUAGUUAUGGAAUACUCGAGUGGCGGAGAAUUGUAUGAUUAUGUUUCGAGAUGUGGAAGUUUGCCAGAAGCUGAAGCUCGCAGACUUUUCCGACAAAUCACGUCAGCUGUUUUAUAUUGUCAUAAGCAUAAGGUUGCGCACAGAGAUUUGAAGUUGGAAAAUAUUUUGAUGGAUCAAAAUAAUAAUGCGAAAAUUGCCGAUUUUGGAUUGUCCAACUAUUUUUCGGAUAAAGUUCUAUUGACAACUUUUUGCGGAAGUCCACUCUACGCAUCACCUGAAAUCAUCAAUGGAACACCUUACAAAGGUCCUGAAGUUGAUUGUUGGAGUCUGGGAAUUCUUCUAUACACUUUGGUCUAUGGAAGUAUGCCAUUCGAUGGUCGAGACUUCAAUCGAAUGGUUCGACAGAUCAAAAGAGGAGCGUAUUAUGAGCCAGAGACACCGAGUACCGCAUCAAUGUUGAUUCGAAAUAUGUUGAGAGUGAAUCCAGAAAAGACGCGCCACUAUUUUUGAUAUCGCUUCACAUUGGUGGUUGAAUCUUGAGGAGAAUAUGCCGGUCAUUCAGGAACUUCCAGAGAAUCAGGUAGGUGCUAUUCAGAAUUUUUCUCCCCAAAAUAUCGGACCUGAUCAGAGUACCGCAAGAUUUUGUUUUGUUUCGAAACAAGGCGAAACAUGAAACUGAGUUUUCUUGUAAGUGUCACUGAUUUUCAUGAAUUUCGAAACAAAAAUAGCACCACUCAAAAAAAAUUCACAACACUUCACAAAUAAAAAAUGACCAGAAGGGCUCCGCCGGCUAACGCCGGCUCCUCCUUCUGGAUUGUCCCGGCUUCGCGCGUAGUUUUCUUUAGGUGUAAACAGAAACAUGUUUCGUCUUAAAAUACGACAGAGUUGUAGUUUUUGAAAAGUUGGAAAAGAUUCUUUAAACAAAAACCGAAAUUUUGAUUUUCGUUGAAUUCUUUCUCCGUUCUCCGCUAGGUAUGAUUUUUAAAAUUUCUAAAGAAAAUUGACGAAAAUGGUUUUAAAAAAUGUGCGAAAAAAUUUCUUGAUUUUAUAAAGAGGUUAAUCCAAAUUUUCUACGUCUCAAAAACUAAAGCACAACAUUUGGCGAAACUGUUCCGAAAAUCUAAAAUCUAUAUCCAAAAAAUCUAUAUCCAGAGAGAAAAGAAAUGCUGCCUUAUUUUCUGAGUAUAAGCUUCUAUGUUCCAUCUGAAAUUUUCAGAGCCGUGGAAGAUAAAACCAAAGAACAGUAAACUCCGCCGCCCUUUGAUUAUUUUCAUUGAUUCAUUCGGGCUGAUUUUUUUUUCAUCCAACGAAAACCGAUUUUUUUUUUGAAAAUAGCCGGGCCGAUUUUUUUUUUGAAAAAACUCGGGCCGAUUUUUUUAUCGGCCGAUUUUUUUAAAAACUCGGCCCGAUUUUUUUUCAUCCAACGAAAACCGAUUUUUUUUGAAAAUAGCCGGGCCGAUUUUUUUUUUGAAAAAACUCGGCCCGAUUUUUAUCGGCCGAUUUUUUUUUUGAAAAAACUCGGCCCGAUUUUUUUUUUGAAAAAACUCGGCCCGAUUUUUUUUCAUCCAACGAAAACCGAUUUUUUUUUUUUGAAAAUAGCCGGGCCGAUUUUUUUUUUAAAAACUCGGCCCGAUUUUUUCAUCCAACGAAAACCGAUUUUUUUUUGAAAAAAGCCGGGCCGAUUUUUUUUGAAAAAACUCGGCCCGAUUUUUUUAUCGGCCGAUUUUUUUUUUGAAAAAACUCGGCCCGAUUUUUUUUUCAUCCAACGAAAACCGAUUUUUUUUUUGAAAAUAGCCGGGCCGAUUUUUUUUUUGAAAAAACUCGGCCCGAUUUUUUUUAUCGGCCGAUUUUUUUUUGAAAAAACUCGGGCCGAUUUUUUUUAAAAACUCGGCCCGAUUUUUUUUUCAUCCAACGAAAACCGAUUUUUUUUUGAAAAUAGCCGGGCCGAUUUUUUUUUUGAAAAAACUCGGCCCGAUUUUUUUUAUCGGCCGAUUUUUUUUUGAAAAAACUCGGGCCGAUUUUUUUUUAAAAACUCGGCCCGAUUUUUUUUUCAUCCAACGAAAACCGAUUUUUUUUUUUGAAAAUAGCCGGGCCGAUUUUUUUUGAAAAAACUCGGCCCGAUUUUUUUAUCGGCCGAUUUUUUUUUGAAAAACUCGGGCCGAUUUUUUUUUAAAAACUCGGCCCGAUUUUUUUUUCAUCCAACGAAAACCGAUUUUUUUUGAAAAUAGCCGGGCCGAUUUUUUUUUGAAAAAACUCGGCCCGAUUUUUUAUCGGCCGAUUUUUUUUUUUUUUGAAAAAACUCGGCCCGAUUUUUUUUUUGAAAAAAAACUCGGCCCGAUUUUUUUUUCAUCCAACGAAAACCGAUUUUUUUUGAAAAUAGCCGGGCCGAUUUUUUUUUUUAAAAACUCGGCCCGAUUUUUUUUCAUCCAACGAAAACCGAUUUUUUUUUUGAAAAAACUCGGCCCGAUUUUUUUUUCAUCCAACGAAAACCGAUUUUUUUUUGAAAAAAGCCGGGCCGAUUUUUUUUUGAAAAAACUCGGCCCGAUUUUUUUUUUGAAAAAACUCGGCCCGAUUUUUUUUCAUCCAACGAAAACCGAUUUUUUUUUGAAAAUAGCCGGGCCGAUUUUUUUUUUUUUAAAAACUCGGCCCGAUUUUUUUUCAUCCAACGAAAACCGAUUUUUUUUUUGAAAAAACUCGGCCCGAUUUUUCAUCCAACGAAAACCGAUUUUUUUUUUGAAAAAACUCGGCCCGAUUUUUUUUCAUCCAACGAAAACCGAUUUUUUUGAAAAAAGCCGGGCCGAUUUUUUUUUGAAAAACUCGGCCCGAUUUUUUAUCGGCCGAUUUUUUUUUGAAAAAACUCGGCCCGAUUUUUUUUCAUCCAACGAAAACCGAUUUUUUUUUUUGAAAAUAGCCGGGCCGAUUUUUUUUUUUAAAAACUCGGCCCGAUUUUUUUUUCAUCCAACGAAAACCGAUUUUUUUGAAAAAAGCCGGGCCGAUUUUUUUUUGAAAAAACUCGGGCCGAUUUUUAUCGGCCGAUUUUUUUUUAAAAACUCGGUCCGAUUUUUUUUUCAUCCAACGAAAACCGAUUUUUUUUGAAAAAAGCCGGGCCGAUUUUUUUUUGAAAAAACUCGAGCCGAUUUUUUUUGAAAAAAACUCGAGCCGAUUUUUUUUUGAAAAAACUCGCGCCGAUUUUUUUUAUCCAACGAAAACCGAUUUUUUGAAAAAACUCGAGCCCAAUUUUUUUGAAAAAAAACUCGGGCCGAUGUUUUGGCUCUAAACGGAAAAAGAGGGUUUUAGGAAAAAAAGAGGGGUUUUUGAAAGAAAUAGGGGAUUUGACGGAAAAGAGGGGUUUUGAAAACUUUAUUCUCCCAAAUGUGGGAAUAUUUUCACUUCUCAUAAAAUUUAAGCGCAAGGAUCAGAUUAAGCUCGAAAUUCUGAACAAAAGCAACUUCUGAAACUAACUUUUGAAAAUCGUUUGAAGCUUUUGAAAAAUGAAGUUUUUGAAAACCCCUCUUUUUAUUCUAAACCCCUCUUUUUCCGUUCAGAGCCGAUUUUUUUUUAUCCAACGAAAAACCUCGGGCCGAUUUUUUUGCCACGAGUCUAUUUUUGAUCAAAAAAAGAAAUUUUGAAUGAAUUCGAUUUUCACAGAAAAUUGUAAAUAAUCAUAGAAAAAAACGGAACUGAAAUAAUUUGGGCUUAACUAUAUUGGGAUUCCCAAACACAUCAAAACUCACUAUCAAACAUUCACAUUAAAGUAUUUGUUUUUCUUCUUGUAAAAGAAAUUAUCCAAUAUCUGAAAGUUCGAACAGUAUAUAAAUUUAUCUACAGUAAUUUGACUCACUUAAUUUCCAUUCAUUUUCCAAACCGAUUAGGAGUAGAGUAAUAGCGAGAAAUGAUUAAAAAUGUCCCCCUCUAUGAAUGAAAUAGAAAGAUCAGAUAAGAAACGUGACCUAGCCAUUUUUUCCGAUUAAAAACGUGUUCAUUCUUUUCUACACGGAAAAAGUUUUUAUUUUUCACGUGAAAACUUGCGCACUUUUGAAAUAUUUCGAAUAUCGUGCAUCAUCUACGAAAAAUUUGGAACACGUUGGUCCAAGUCUCAUUCAAAACGGUCUUCUAGAAAUUGAGUUACGGUCGGCUACACAUUUUUAUUUUCAAAAAUACAUUGAAUUUCAGGAGUUUUUUCAGUUAAAAGUUUCCCUGCGCACUACAACAAAAAACUUUGAAAUUUCAUAAUGUUCUGCAUCAUGCUGCAACUAUUUGGAAACUUUUCUUUUUUUAACCGAAACUUUUCAUGAAGUAGAAAAAAAGUUGGUCCAUCUGACAUACGCACUUCUUAAAAAGCAGUUUUCAAUUAGUAUAUAGUAGAUCAGACAAUGAAAAAGAUCGAAUUAGAAAAAUAUUAAAAACGUGACACGGUGCAGGUGUGACGUGUUUUCGAUGCAAAACAUUUUCAAAAAAUGAAAUGCUUCACGUGUUUUUUCAUAACACAUUUAAUUUCUCGAAAUGUGUCAUACCAAAAAAGAGUGACACAAAAAAAUGUUUCACGUUUUGAAAAAAUUAAUUGUGUGACACAUUAAAAUGUGUCACACAAUUUUUGUAUGACACAUUCAAUUUUUAAAAAUGUUUCAUUGGUUUUCAAUGAAACAAAUCUGAUCAGCUGUUUUGUUUCGCCACAUUUUACCAUUUUCUCUAUUAGAGAAUUUGAUAGAAAAAGCGACCUGGAAGUGAAUUUGAACACAUUUUGAAUAGAUUAGUUUGUGAAGAUACUAUUUCACUUUUGAGAACUUAUCAAAUGGACCCGAAAAGUCGGACCAAGUCAGAUUUUUUGAAAAAAACUGACAAGGAAACCUUUCGGAACCGCCAAAAAAUUGAUAAUUUUUUUGGAAUUCCAGGUGGGCAAUUUUUUUUGGAAAACCUAACCUUGUUAGUGGACAAAAAAUCUAAGGGCUUUCAAGGCCAGACUCAGUCGAGAAAAACAUUUUCACUAGGUGGAUAAUUUUGAAAAAUGAACCAAGGUGGGCAAUUUUUCAGCUACUGCUCCAGGUUCUUGGGUGAGGUUUGUUUUUCCAGAAACCUAAAGUCCUCCACAAAAUCUUAGCCUCACCGCCAAAAUUUUCAAAAGUUCGGAAAUUUGAUUUUAUGUGGAAAAUAAAAACACCUAUUUUUCAAAAAAAAAAUCAAGUUUUCAUUUCAGCUUCAUUUUCAGCUAUACCAACUUUUUCAGAAAAAAUCAAAUUUCCGAAUUUUUGAAAAUUUUGGCGGUGAAGCUAAUUUUGUGGAGGACUGGGGAAAAUUAUCAUUUUUUGGCGGUUCCGAAAGGUUUCCUUGUCAGUUUUUUUCAAAAAAUCUGACUUGGUCCGACUUUUCGGGUCCAUUUGAUAAGUUCUCAAAAGUGAAAUAGUAUCUUCACAAACUAAUCUAUUCAAAAUGUGUUCAAAUUCACUUCCAGGUCGCUUUUUCUAUCAAAUUCUCUAAUAGAGAAAAUGGUAAAAUGUGGCGAAACAAAACAGCUGAUCAGAUUUGUUUCAUUGAAAACCAAUGAAACAUUUUUAAAAAUUGAAUGUGUCAUACAAAAAUUGUGUGACACAUUUUAAUGUGUCACACAAUUAAUUUUUUCAAAACGUGAAACAUUUUUUUGUGUCACUCUUUUUUGGUAUGACACAUUUCGAGAAAUUAAAUGUGUUAUGAAAAAACACGUGAAGCAUUUCAUUUUUUGAAAAUGUUUUGCAUCGAAAACACGUCACACCUGCACCGUGUCACGUUUUUAAUAUUUUUCUAAUUCGAUCUUUUUCAUUGUCUGAUCAUUUUUAAUCGUGACACUCGUUGAAAAAACAAAAAGUGACUCAGAUAGAAAGUGAAAACAUUGAAAUUUUUUAAAAUGUUCUGCUAAAACCAAGUGAAACUGUUUCACAAAAAUGUUUCGUUGCGGUACUCUGGACCUGAUCUUUAAGGCCUUUAGAAAAUUUCCCCGAGCUCAAAAAAAAAUUUUUCUGAAUAAUCAAAUUUGCAGAUCAUUGAUCAUACUCCACUCACUGAACGCGAGGAAACAAUGGUUGUCCAAGAUUUAGCCGAUGAACAAGAUGUAUUUAUGGAAUUCGGACAUUUGUCCAACGAAACUCGCAAGAAGAUUGAAGAUUUCCGACGGCGACGAAAAGAAGCCGAAGAAUACAACGAAAAUUCACCGGUCAAACCACCAAAAGCGCGAAAAACCGAUGAGAAAGAGGAGAAAACUGAGAUGCGAGCAGCUGAAAAAUCGCUUCGUGGUGUCAAAGAACCUGAAAAACCCAAAGUUGAUACAAAUGAUCCAUUGGAAAGAUUGCGACAAAUUGAAAAUCGAUUGGGGCAGAGUAAAAGAGAUGUGAGUUUUUUUUUGGGAGAAAAAUUUAUUUUGAAAAAAUCGAUGCAUAGGUAUAGAAAACCGUAAUUAUAUACAUGAAAAAAUUUAAUUUUGAAUUUAAAUUAUAAGGUUUACUGUAGAGUCCCAUCUCGACAUGCUUGAACACAUUUUAGAGAUUCGGUUUUAUAUUGAAAGGACGUGUAAUCUGGAUGAUCACGCAUUGUUUCCAAAUAAUGAUCAGCACAUCGUUCAGCGCAAGUUGUCUGAAACAAAAAAUUGUUUUUUUUUUCAAAGACUCACCCAUAAAAUUCAAUUUUUUACCUCACACCAUCCAAAAGCGGCCAGAAAAAUGAGUAGAAUCACGCACAAACGAAUCAUAUUGUAAAUUUUUGGUCGCAACGGAUUAGUCUGGGGUCAAAUAAUAAAUUUCGGUUUGUGAAAAUGAAACGAAAUAAAAUAAUGCGCGAUGAUUUUAAUGAGGGCGGGGGCAAAAGGGUUAAUAGAUCUAGUUUGGUCAGAGCCGAAAUACAAAGAUCAGUUUCAGGCUGCUGCAAGACAAGAGGCAACGAUGGUGAAACCGAAAGAGGAUCCGGUUACAGUGACUUUGAAACAGCCGCCGGUGAAAUUGAAAUCGCCGGAACAACAGCCGGAAGAUCCGAAACAGUGAGUGGGAAACAUUGGGAGAGCGGGGGGGGAGGGGAUCGCAGCACAGAAUUUUGGGGACCUAAAAUUGUGUUGCCACGUGGGAUAGUGCACAGUGUUUUACAUGUUAAACCGAGAGAGACGCAGAGAAAACGAGACUUUCGAAAUCGAGCGCGGGAAAAAUAUUCGAAAAACAUGUUGGUCUCAAAACGAAGAGGCCCCGAACUUCUCUUGGAAAAGUUUUUAUUGAGAAAUUAUCUAUGAUCUACGAAAAAUGUUCGCUUUUUCUAUCAUGAGUCAGGCAGGUGGCGAAAUAUUCAAUUAGGAAAACUCGAUUUUUUUUGUUUUAUUUUUUUUUGCUGACAAAAAAACACAAAAAGAUGAAUAGGAAAUUAUAUGUUUUCAGCCAAAAAAAUCUCACAAAUCGUAUAGAAGGUGGUCAACAAAAAGAAUCUGAUAUUUAUGAAGAAUUCCCUUUUUUCCUAGAAAAAAUUUAGUGAGGUUACUUGGAUACCAAUAAUACUCUGAGGAAAAAAAGGUUUUGUGUUGCAAAAACACACUUUUUGAUUUAAGAAAGAGGAAGGAAUGAGGUAUAAAAAAUAUGAUAUAUAAUUUUGAGUGAUCAUUGAUGCGGAAAAAUCUGUGACGUUAAAAAAUUUACAUUUUCAGACAAGCAUCACGAGCACCCUCUUUUGUGCCGGUUAAAGAGAAACCUGCGGCGAGUGGACCACCGAAUUUGCUGCAAGAAACAUCGGCGGCCGAAUCGCAGAGACAUCGAACCAGAGCGCAUUUGUCGGCCAGUGCCUAUCGCAUUGAGACGGAUUCGUUGAAUAUGUUGAUGAAUCAGGUGAGAGUUUUAGAGGAGUUAGGCUGAGUUUCAAAUGUAUUUAUUGAAAAUUGGGAAAAUUUUGAUACAGUCUAGGUUUUUUUCCGAGAAAGUAAAAAAAUUUGGCAAAAAAAAUGAAGGCUAGAAAUUCAAAUGACACUAUUCCGAAGUACGGUGUUUCUGGCAAUCGCUGCGAGACCCAUAUGACUCUGUUUCUCUGGGGUGGUCUUGUAGCAGUGUUAGUGACGCAGAGAAAUUCAUUUUUGCAAAAUACUCUCGUCGUCUCGCGUCUGACUCAACGGGCGCCUUGUAUGGUCGUGUCUUUCCAAGUACGGUGUUUCUACCAGUCGCUGCGAGACCCAUGUUUCUCUGGGCUGGUCUUGUAGCAGUGUUAGUGACGCAGAGGAAUACCGUACUUGGGAAAAUGGGAUUUGAAUUUUUUUGAUAAUAACUAAACUAAAAAAAAAUCAUAGAAUUUUUAUUUGAGUUCUGGUUUUGUGGAAUAUUUUUUGGAGCAGGUGAAAAUUUUUUAUUAGUUGGGCUAGCGGCCAAAAAUAUUUUAAUUAAAAAUUUUUGAACUGUUGUCGAAAAUCUCACCAGGCGCUCCACCGAAAUAAACACGCAACGCAGACCGCGUCGCGCACACAGCACACACAAAUAAGGGAACGAUUCAAAUUCCCUCCCUUUUGUGUGUGUGUGUUGUGGCGCGGCGCGGUCUGCGUUACGUGUUAAUUUCGGUAGAGCGCGUGGUGCCUCGAAAUUCUAGAGCUCAUUUUUUCUCCAGGUCCUCGAACAAAUGGAUCGUGGAGCUGUCAACCUCAACAUCAUCGCCAAAAUCAAAGCGCACCCACUUUACGAUACUCGUCCGAUGGUUAAAGAGCUCCUCGAAAGCAUCAUCGCUGCUCAACCCGAACCUGUUCAAAAACAAACCAGCAAGAUUAUCGAGCAGCAAACACAGGUACUAUGUUUUGAAAUUUUUUUUGAGUAGAGCCUUAAGUUACGCACUUCCUAAGUUGCAUCUUCUAAUCCAAAUAACAUUUCUUGUAAGACCUCCUCAUCCCGCCAAAACACAUUGACUCGCCCAAAAACCAAACACUCCGAAACCGACGAGAUUCCGGCAGUUCCAUCGCCACCUGGUGGACAGGCACAAAAACGAAUGAAGGAACGACCGUGGCAUUCGGUUGAGGUAUGAAUAACAUCAGCUAGAUCUAACACAUGCACCAUGUUUAUUUUCCCGCCCAUAGUUCCCUCAAUUGGUUUUUGCAGGUUGGAUUUGAUCCGGAUGAAGAUUCGGCUGAUCGAAUGCAGGAGUCGAUUGCAAGUAAUGCCACUGAAGUUACUGUUCAAGACACAUCUUUCGAUGAUUCGGAUGAAGAUGAGCAAGGAGCAAAACAGAAAACACCAGUUCCAGAUACUCCAAAAAUCGCUGUUAUUAAAGAUGUUGUGGAAGAAGAGGAAUCUGAAGAUGAUGAUGAUGAAUAUAGUGAUAGUGAGAUGGAAGAUUUGGCAGAUGAAGUGGAUAAGAAAGCGCCGGAAGAGGAGAAAUCAAAGAAUCCGGAGAUAAUCACAACUCCAGCCGCACCAAUCGCAAAUAAUUUGGAGACACAUCCACCGCCGGAUCCAUCAUCGUCUCCGCAAUUCCUCGAUGCUUUUGAUAGAGGACUCAUUAAACGGCAGAGCAAAGGGAAAUAUCAGGUAGCGAUGUUUUUUCUACAUAUAUGCAUGUGUUUUUUUGACACACCACUUCUAUUUAUCACCCACCCAUCCACGCAUGUUGUUUUUGCAGCACACAAUUAUAAUGAAUUAUGGUCGGGGAGUGUCGACGGAAUGCGAGAGUCCGACACAUGAGAAAAAGUUUUUCGGAGGACCGCAGCCUAGCGCAGAACUGUCACCGUUUUUAUUUGAAACAGUAAGCAUGUGUGAACCAAGUUUUUCUUUCUUUUUUCCUGUUAUGCUGAUUUUUUUCUAGAGCAUUUUUAAUAUUGUCCGUUUGGAAAUGAGAGUCACCCCGCGAAAAAAUGAAUUUGAAUUUGAAAAAUCUCUAAUUCCCCCCCCGCGAUGCGUGUGCGUUGCGGUCGCUUCCCCAUACAAAACCCCCGUUGGCUGUUUGCCAGCGCUCUCUCUCGAUGUCUGCGUCUCCUGCAACAAAUUCAAAUGAAUUUUUUCGCGGGGUGAAUCUCAUUUCCAAACGGAUAAUAUCAAAGUCAGAUCAAAAUUGAUUUGUUUUAUUUGCAGGCCAAAGAAAUCCUUCAAUCUUAUCCCAACAAUAAAAAAAUCGAUGCGAGAAAUAUUGAUGUUGAACUUCGCCGAAAACUUCGAAUGGAAAAAGUGAAAGCGGAUUUGUUGAAACAGCCAAAAGAGGGCGACAAACCGAGAAAUUCGUGAGUUUCAGGGAGCUUGUUCGCUCUAUUGAAAUUUUCUUUUAAAUUUAAAUUUUUAAAAUUUUCCGAUCAAAAUUCAGAUUAUUUUCAAAAUUCUAUAAGCUCCAGACAACCAGAAAAUCUAUUUUGUUAGAGACGCAGAGAGUCCGGAGCAAUUUUUUAAGAAAUUUUCCAUUUAUCAAAAUUUAGAUUAUUUUCAAAAUUCUAUAAGCACAGAUUGUUAGAGACGCAGAGAGUCGAGACAGCUUAGACACUCUAAACAACGACGCAGAGAAGCUAGACAUCUAGAGAUCAUGAGAGUCCAGACAUCCAGAAUAAAAGCUAGAGACGCAGAGAGUCCGGACAAUGUUUGGAGACGCAGACACGACCAUACAAGGCGUCCGUUGAGUCAGACGCGAGACGACGAGAGUAUUUUGCAAAAAUAUACCGAAAAUUAAUUUCGCUUCGAGAUAUUUUCAAUAAAACAUGUGUUCCUUGAAACAAAAUACGGUAUUUUCUCAAAAAUAUCUCGAAGCGAUCUGUCUUUGAUGACGUCAUCAGACUCCCGUCGUCUCUCGUCUGACCCGAGGGGCAAUUUUCUAUAGACAUCUAGAGAUCAUGAGAGUCCAGACAUCCAGAAUAAAAGCUAGAGACGCAGAGAAAGUGUCCCUUUUCCAUCUCAAAAAUCUCAAAUUCCAGAUACGUUGGAAGUGUUCCACCACGAAGUCCACCUCCAGUCAUCGUCAAAUCCGAUGGUGAAGAACUAGAUGAUGAAGAAGAAGAAGAAGAUGAAGAAGACGAGGAAGAAGUCGAGGAGGAAGAGGAAUCUGAAGAGGGCUCGGAUUUCGAGAACUUCAAACCCAAACGACCCGUCAUUGCUGGAAUUCGAACGGGUGGAGGUUGGUUUUUUUUUUCAAUUUUUUAAAUUUUUUUAAAAUGUUUUUCUUCUUAUUACUUUCUGCUUAUUAAGUAACUACUACUGUUGGCGCUGCAAGUUCAAUCAAUAAAAAUAAGCCACAAUAUCAAGUGACGUCACCAACAACUUCUACAGUUAUUCAUAAUCCAGGUUUACUUUUUUUCUGUUUUUUUGGCUAAUUUGGUAACAAAACCAGCGUAAUUUUUCCAAUUUUUCCAGAAAAAGCGCCCGAAACAUCAGCAAAAUAUUUGGUGUCGGUAGCCGAGCUUCGCAUCAAACCCGAUUCGCAUAAAAUGGAUGAGAUUCUGGCGGCUAGCGAUAGAAGGUUAGUUGAAUAUUAGAAAAUUCCGGGUUCAGACAUGUUAAGCUACAGAAUAUCACAAACAAAUCUGUUAUUCCGCCCCAACGCCUACCAGGCUUCGGACCUACAGAGACGAAUCAACGCGUGAGUGUGAAUCCCCCUUCACAACGUGUUUUGAUUUGUGCAUAAUGCUUGAGCUUUCUUUGAUUAGUUGUUGCUCACCGCUUUUUUUUGUUGGUUUUGAUUUGAUUUUCCAGAAAUUCUGAGAUUUCCUCCACUCCAAAAACACCAACCGAGCAGAAAGAUACGUGGGAAAGUGCCUCAGCUUAUAUCCGAAGAAAAACCAGGGAGCGACGAUUGAGAAAUCGAACAAUCGGAACAACCGAGGAAGCCCUACGGUAUUUUUUGUUGUGACAUUUUUGAGUUAACCGAAGUUUUUUGGUUGCUUUUUUUCUUAUUCUUACAAUUAGGAAUGGAAAUAUAUCAAAAACCAAGAUUUGUUGCAGAGCACUGGAAAGACCGUCAAUUGAACCGUCGUAUGAAGAUCGGGCAUUCUCGCCGGUCUCUUCUGAUCCUUUCUAUACGCAUACCACCUCAACAAAUCCAACAUCUUAUAUUCGGCCACGAUAUCAUGAUGAUAGUUAUCGAACUCAUCAUACACAUGAGUAUCGAGCACAUUCGCCUUCGAAAUAUGUGAGUUUGGGGCUCUUUUUGUGUGGCACGACCAUUUACUCCGAUAGAAAAUUACCCCUCGGGUCAGACGAGAGACGACGGGAGUCUGAUGACGUCAUCUGAGACAGAGAACGACAUCGCUUCGAGAUAUUUUCGAGAAAAUGUGUGUCCCUUUGAAAAAAUACCGUAUUUUGUUUCAAGGAACACAUGUUUUAUUGAAAAUAUCUCGCCACGAAAUUGAUUUUCGGUAUAUUUUUGCAAAAUACUCUCGUCGCCUCGCGUCUGACUCAAUGGGCGCCUUGUAUGGUAGCGGUGGGCAAAAUUUAGUUUUGGCUGAAAUUUUCGGGUUCUCGCGCAGGGAAUUGUCAAUUUUUUAAACUGAAAAUCUGGUUUUUAACCAAAAUUCAAUAAAAGUCAUUCCUGAACUGAAAAUUUCAGUCGAAAAUCGAGUUUUGGUUAAAAUUUUCGGGUUCUCGCGCAGGGAAAUCUAUCGUGAAUUUUUUUCUUAAAACCUUAAAGAUUUUUUGAAUAUAACAUUUAUUUAUACAAUUUUGUAUUUAUGUUAGGGUUUUGUAAAAAAUUUUUCCUGAGCCCUGAAAAAUUUAGCUUCAAAUUUUUGGACCAAUCGAAAACUUAGGGGAUCCAAAAAUUUGAAUUUUUCCUCGAGUUGUGCUAACUCUUUGUGCCACGGCCUUUCAGAAAUAGGGAAAAUUACAAUUCGAGAAAGACGCAGAGAAAGAAACACCAAAUCCAUUCGUAGUCCGGCACUUCGUUUCGAGACCAAGCGCGGGAAAACAAAAUGUUUUUCAAAUUUUAUCGACUUCAAAAUUUUUCUCGAUUCACCCUGGAAAAGGACGUGACUUCCAAAAGGUUCCAAUUUUUAACUUAUCCUAAAAACAUCCCUCCUUCUCUAGAACUAAUGUUAUCUUUAAAAAAUCAAACCGAACACGAAAAGAAAAACAGAACACCUCCAUUCAAGCAUUAAUAAAUCAAAACGUCAGCAUCUCGUUUUUUUGUGUGUGUCGUCGUUGUCCAACCCUAAAAAUCAUCAUUAAUUAGGGCAAGAAGUACAUUCAUUUUUUUUUGUUGUCUUUUUCGCGCAAAAGAAGAACACAAUUGGUAUAGAGAACCGCCCUCCCUGCAUGUUCAGCUUCAUUGAUUUAUUUAUUUUGGAGAGCGUCUGAAAUUUUUAGAGAUUUUUUUUCUAAUUAUGUUAAUUUUUAAUGAUGAUUGGGUGAGUUUUUCAAAUUUUUAAAAUUUAAAAUUAUUUGUGAUUCUCUUAAAAUUUGUUUUUAAAUUCCCCCAAGUUAAAAUUUCAUUAACAGAAAAUUCCAACCAAAUUUCUUUCUCCAUCUGAAAAAAAAGUGAAACCAAUCCUAAUUAAACGAAUUAAAAGAGAACAAUUACUAUUAAUGUAUGGGUGUAACUGAUUUCUUUGAAGUUCCGACGUUUUUUGUUUCCAGACCGCCGCUGUAAAUCGCGAUGAUCGAGGAAAAUCAACAUCAUACGAUCCAUACGAAUCAUCCAGGUGGGUUCCGGCAAAGAGAAAUACAAAGAAUUUUGUUGUUGGGUUCCUCCCGCCAAACACAAACAUCACUAAGCUCCCAACCCUAAGCCUCAGUGCUCAUUGAGCACUUUUCAUUUCAUUUAUUUUCUGUAUUUUUUUCUGACUAUUCAAUAUGAGAUAUUUAUACAGGUUUUCAUUAUUUUGAAGUUCUAGAAAAACUUUAAAAUUUUUUUUCAGACCUUCAUAUGAUCGCACAAAUUAUAUCACAUCGUCAAAUGCAAGUCCAAGUUAUACACGAAAAAUUGAUCAUGAGGUUAGAUUUUUGAUCUAGAUACAAAAUAAUUAAUUAAAAUUAAUUAGAUUUUUCGGGGUUUACCGAAAACCCAACUUUGAUUAGGUAAGAUAGAAAUGUUGUGAUGUAUGAGAAGAAAUAUUAUGAUUCAAAAGCUCCACCGAAAUAAACACGCAACGCAGACCGCGUCGCGCCACAACACAAACAAAAAAGAGAACGAUUCAAAUUCCCUCCCUUUUUUGUGUGUGUUGUGGCGCGACGCGGUCUGCGUUGCGUGUUUAUUUCGGUGGAGCGCGUGGUACCGAUGAGAUUUUCGAUAAUAAAGGAGAAUUAACGGAUCGCGACGAGACCCAACACACAAACAAACAUGUGUCCCUUGAUUUUUUCUUUUCUUUUUUUCUUUUUCAGCGCUGUUUCAAGGGGUAUUAGUGAUAAUUAGCAUGAAAAUGAGGAGCUAAAUCAUGUGCAGUAAUUAAAUUUUCACAAAAUCUGAUGAGAACGCGGAAAAACAAGAAACAGCGCUGAAAAAAGAAAAGAAAAAGUCAAGGCACACAUGUUUGUUUGUGUGUUGGGUCUCGUCGCGAUCCGUUAAUUCUCCUUUAUUUUUGUGUUUUUUCGCGUCGUUUCGUGAAUUUCAAUUUCGCGACGAAAAAUGUCGCGAAAUUCAUUUUUUUUUUCUCAGAUGAAUUGAUCCAUAUGGGAAAUAAGAUCCGAAAAUGAAAUACGUUUCAAAAUUUUAAUUUUUCAGCCAUUGAACAGUUGGGCAAAUGAUCGUAAAUUUGAAGUGUAUAAAACUAGAGCGGAACGAGAUGCUGAGAGAAAUACAUCAACAUAUCAUACAGCUCCAACUUCAUCAUAUCGACCAUCAGCAUAUUAUAGCGAUCGACCAGUAACUGGUUUAAGAAGACCCGAAGAAUCCUAUUCGAAUUAUGGUCGAUCAACAACUCCAAAUGAUCAUUAUGCGAUUUCAAGUGCGUUAAACGACAACACUCAAACAUCUUCUCGAUUCCGCCCGACAGCUCGACGUGUUUCAUCAGCGAUGACUGACGCGGAUCGACGAAGUUAUCAUCGAAGUCGAUCGAUGGAUCGCAAUAAGAUUGAUUAUGAUUAUGGAGGCUCGAUUUUGAAUCGAUUAACAACACCGGAUGAUUACACUUAUGUAAAUUAUCAUGAUACAAAUCGGGAUAGAUCAACUGGAGUGACCUUUGAGAAGGAUGGACAACCAAGAAGUAUUUUGAAAAAUAAACAAGUUGGUUCAUGUUUUCCCCAAAAAGUUUGGGUUAAUUUGUUUUUUUUAGAGCGCCGAUAUCGAACCGCGCGGUGAAACAUCUUCCUAUGAACCAAGUGGAGUUAGAUCGGUAAGUAACCAAUUGCACAUUAGAUGCACGUGUCUUCAUUCAUUUGUGAAUUUGUUGUUGGAUUGAAUGAACACCCUCUUCUCUCCAGCAUGUCGUUUUCAGAAAAAAAAAUGAUUUUUUUUGUUGUGAACUCUUCUAUCCUUGUUCAGGUCUUCGAACGUCUUCGUCGACAUUUGUCAUUGGAGAAAAGUGUGUCGCCACAAAGACAGGUAAUUUUAAUUUUUUUCGUGCAAAAUGUUGAUAAACCCGUUUAGGCACCUUAUUACGGUCACAAAUCUCGGGUAUGUGGUUUGAUGUGCAUCUUUUCCCCAAUACAUUUAGCAUGGAACUAGAUUUUGAUUCUCAUUUUUGAUCGCAAGCGAAUUGAAUUCUUCAUUCAGGUGUCAUCGGUUGGACCACAUGGUCGAAAUGUUGGAGAUUCGCAAGCAUUGGAUUCGAAUCCAAAGAAAAAACGAUCGUUGCUCUCAUUUAAUCGAAGAAAAACGAGUGAAGUUCGAUUGGGAGCCGAUGGAAAAUUGAUCACAUCGUCGAAUGGCUAUGAUGAUUCAACGCGUGAUUUUAAACGACCAUCUUCACCGAUUGAUCGUAUCAAAUCGCUGUUUCGUAAAAACGAUACAGGAACUACGGAUUAUUAUAGUUCAACACCAUCGUCAUCUUCAAGGUUUGUGGUUUUAGAAUUGGAUCGUUAGAAGUUAUGACAUAGAAGAUCAGAAUUAAUUUAAAGGCGGUCAGACAGCUAUUCUGGUUGACCAAGACGCCUUUGACUUGAACUGGCUUCAAAAAAUAUAAAAGUUCAAAUCUCACUGUACGCAAAAGUGCGUCGCAGUGUUUGCACACACCAAUCAUUAGAGGCAAUUUGAUAUUUUGAAGAUUUUCUCAGCUCGUGUUAACUUUCAUGAAUUUUUUCACUGGUAAAAAAAUUUCUCUCAGAGCCUACACAUCCGCCACUCCAACCUCCUCCACCUCGCGCGAUCCAUACGUAGCACAAUAUCGAAAAUAUCCGGGUUCAGCGUCCGGUUCAGCCACCCGCGACACAUCAGCUGCUCUCAAUCGAUACAGUUACACACCAGGUCUCAGUGACCAACGUCGUCACUGGUAUGAUGAUCCAAAUAUUUAUUGA